UUUGCACAAGUUUAACGGCGACGACGAGUGUUUUGUCAACCGACGAAUCGUGUUCUUUCGCGUGAUAGCAAUUUCAAUUUUUUACGGUAAAUUGUGCGGUUUUAGUGAGCAAAUAAUAUCCUCCGGCAUCGGUUAUCGAUUAUUCACAAUACGCGUUACAUGGUGGUUCGUUUUUCGAAUUGAAUCGACUUCGCCGCGCCGCGGAUUGUCAACAAGUUGCGGUGCGUCUCGCAUUUCGCGUGUGUGAAAAUAUUAGCGUUGUUUACGUUUUGCUUCCUUGGGUGAAUCCGGGGUUCUUGGGAAUUGUGGUUGGUUGAUUGGGGUUCGAAUUCGGUUGGGAACCGAAAAGUGGGGCAUAAUGUCGAUGGACGGGGUCCAUAAUAUGUUGGUUUCGAGCCAGAACCUCACCUGGAGAGGUCCGCCGCGUUGCCCGAAAUGCCAUCAAUCGUACACGGCUAGUUAUGUGAAACAGGGAACGUCCCGGCGGGCGUUUAUCCUGAAAUGUGACCAUAUGAUGUGCGAGCGAUGCAUCCGGGAUCAGUAUCAUCGGCGGGAAGUGGUUUGCCGAAUCUGCAACAUCCGUACCCUGUUGGAACCGAAAAAACCGCUUUUCGAACAGCUGCAGCAUUCGUUCCAAAUGUUGGGUUUCGUUAAUCAACGCCAAUACGAGAUUUCUCGGCUAAACAACAGUGGCCUCUCUCUGAGUUCCUUCAGUCCGGAAGCACCGGGAAUUGAGUCGAACAAGCUGUUCGCCAGUAUCAAGCAAGAGCACGACGAUGCUGAAAGCGAUCCGGCCAAAGAGUGUGCCGAGUGCAACAUCACAACGACCCGGUACUUUUGCAAGGAAUGUGAUUCGCCGCUUUGCCGGGAUUGCUUCGAAAAGAUCCACCAAAUCCAUAAGGUGCUCUCGAAGCAUAAGCUGUGCUCUCUUACCGCUCGGCGACUUAUCCAAGAAGAUUACGGCAUUUGUGAGGAACACAAGCUCGCUACCGGGCUGUUUUGUACCAACUGUGAGUCAACGGUUUGUGCCCGGUGCCGGGAUGAGGGCAAACAUGCCGGCCAUCUGUGCGUCACCGUCGAGGAACUGAACCGGAAGGAUCACGUCCGGCUGGAGGGUCUGAUCCGGGAAAUGGAGCAAGCAUUAGCCGUGAAUGAGCUGGGUAAAAAGAAUCUGGAACUGGUGCAGGAGCAGCAGCAAAAGUACGCCGACAAAACGGUAUCCGACAUUACCGAUUACUUUUUCUCGCUCCACAACGUCCUACAGUCGGUUGAGAAUGAACUUCUGUUGACCGUCAAAAACACCUACCAAAAAAUGCACAAAGAAGUGAUCGACUCGGCCAAGCAGCUGGCCACAGCGGAACGAUCCCUAUACCGAUCGAUCGACCAGUUAAAGACGUUCCAGGUGGCACUCCCCCGACAAACUCUGCUUUCGGAGAUCAUCAAAGAGAUGAAUGAGCAAUUGCACACGAUGCAAAUUACGGACUCGGUUAAAAGAACUAACGAAAAUCCGUUCCGCUUCCAGGAGCGUGAACCGCUGCGUAAAGAAAUUCACAAAUACUUUGAGCUGUACUGUAACCCGUUCGGUUACUGUCACAAAAUGACCACAUUCUACCAGCCUAGCUCGUUGCUGGAGCCCAUAGAAUCUCCGGAACCGCAAAACCUGGACUCUCUAGCAGUCGUUCCGACAAUUUCGAUGCCAACGAUCAGCUCGGACCUGGCCAACACAUCCAACAUAUCGGAUCACUCGCUGGGCGCCGACAUGGACAUCAGCAGUUCACCACCUCCUUCAGCUGCAGCUACGUUACCUGAGACUACGGUGAAGCCGAAACUCAACAUAGUGGAAUUGGUCAGAACUAAGGACAACAAAUAUAAAGGUGACACUGGUCGAGUUAGAAACCUCCACCAUGAUUCCAUACUGCCACCGGGUUGUGAGAGGAUCAGUGUCAGCCCUGAGGUAGAAUUCGUACCGAAUCCAUCUCCAUCUUCGGUGCGUCCCAAUAGUGUGGCCAGCAAAGGCCAAGCACCAUCUUCGCAGAAGAGUUUGAGCAGACGGGUAAGUCAGGGACGUCUUAAUUCUAAGAGCUCCGUUACGACGAUCCAUAGCAGUCCAAGGUCUCCGGCUGUCGAAGCCGCUGCAGGUGCUGCCAAUUCCGUUGCUAAGGAAACCCGAAAACCUGAGAUGGAGAUUAACCCAAUUAACCCGGACAAUGCAACGUUCAUCAAGUACAGUCAGAAGGUGAACGUGACCUGUGUAGAGAGUCCUGGCAAGUUCUACGUUCAGAAUCAGUGCUUCAAAUCGAUCGUUAACGAGCUUUGUCAAGAUGAGGGCGAGUCGGCCAGUGAACCGGAUCAGAUUGCCAUUGGAGAGCUGUAUUUGGUGCACCCGAGCUCCGAAACCAAGUGGUACCGGGCCAAGGUUCUUAGCCGAUCACGGCACAGCAAAAAGUACAGGGUGAUGUUCAUCGACUACGGACGAACGGAGGAGGUUACGAGUGCGCAAAUUCGGGAUCUGAGCGAGGAACUGCGGGAAUUCGAGGCCGGUGCCUACGAGUGUAUGCUGUACGAUCUGAUUCCAGUCUCAGGAAAGAAGUGGACCCCGGAAGCACGCCAAAUUAUGAUCGAUUUCAUCGACAACAAACAAAUGAUCAUGUACCUGGUUGAGAACGAUGAAAACAGCAAGUAUCCUAUGCAUGUGGAUCUGUUCUCACAAACCGUUGACAGUCCGAAGUCGCUACGUGGUGCCCUCGUCUACCUUAAUCUUGCCAAGGUAGAUCCUAGUCCGGAGAGACGAUCGGAAAUCGCCAUUCGUAAGAUCGAUCAGCUGGAGAAAACUUUGACGAAGUGGAGUUCCGAGUACAAAAGACGCUUCACGGCACCGGAGCUUGAGCGGGACGACGUAUUCAAGGUCCACCUGACGUACUCCGUUUCGCCGAGUGAGUUCUACAUCAGCAAAACCACUUGGAGUAUACAGACCCAAAAGUUGCAGUCCGAGUUGACGCAGUACUGCAACAAGGAGGCAAAGGUCGCCUAUCACCCUCACGUGGGCAUGGUUUGUGCAUUUGUAGAACGUGAUGCUUACGAUCAGCAGACUUGGCGUCGAGGACUGGUUGUUAAGGUCGGCGAAGCACACUGCGAAAUCCUCUCGGUUGACACGGGGCAUAAGCUGAUCAUCACAUGGCAGGACAUUCGGUAUCUACCGAAGCAAUUUUGUCAACAGCCAGAGUUGGCUGUCCGCUGCAAGUUGAUGGACAUUACCCCCUUCAAGCAGCACAACUAUCGAUGGACCGACGAAACGAUCCGGGAGUUUAAUCGAAUCGCCAACGUGCCGUCUGCGUUCCAGGUAUUUGUCGGAAGUCGGGAUGUCAUCGACCGCUGCUACGAGGUAGCCCUGUAUAUGGUCAAGAAGAAACACGACGUCUGUGUGAACGCGCUCAUGGUGAAAAACGGAUUUGCGGUGUCCACUGGUCGGGAAAGUCUGAUGGUGGAGCACAUCAAAGACGUUAUGGAAGAACCGACUCCGAAACUCGAUCUAACCGUGGCCAGUGGAAGUGGCCAGAACAGUAAUCGCAGCAAGGGCAACUCAUCGGAGAAGAAGCAAACCCGUGCGAGGGUAGAACUUUUGCGCAUCGUUUCGCCCGGUGAGUUCUACGUUACUCUGAUCAAGAACGCCAGCGGCAUUGACCGGAUGCAGGAAGAAAUCCAGAACAAGAUGGAAGACAAAAUGGACGAAGGCGACGACAAGACUAUCUGGAACAUUGACGAGCUAUGUCUGGUGUUCCCGACGGCAGUUCUAGGUAACGAGCGAAUCAGCUGCGAAUGGUACCGAGCUCGGGUGAUUGAGAUCGUCGACAGUAGCAACUACACAGUAUUUUUGAUCGACAAAGCCUUCACGAUGUGUGUCCAUUACACGAAUAUGUGCGUAAUUCCCCCAGGUCUUAAGCAGGUCCAUCCCGCAGCCAUUCGAUGCUUCCUUGCUUGUGUAGUCCCAACUGCUAAUCAAACUACCUGGAGCCCAUCGGUCAUUGACGCGUUCAAGGUGGCAAUCGAUAAGUUCGAAGGGUUCGCCAUUUCGCUUCACGGUCGUAGCAUUGAGAACAGUCUGCCGGUGAUUCUGUGGGGUCUGACGGCUUCGAAUGCGAACGCCCUUUCGCCGCACAUGUUCGAUUACACCAACAUCAACAAUACGCUGGUGAAGUACGGGUACGUGCAUCUGAAGGAGAAGUUCCAACCGCUUGCGUCGGCCGGUUCGGUCGAGGAUGAGCUGGCCCGUUUGACGCAGGCCUUCGAUCGGUUCAUCGAGGAACUGGACGUAGUGAUGGAGGAAAAGUCCGAGGAACCCAGCAUAUCGAACUCGUGUGAGCUGUAUAAGGAAGAGCUCUCGACCGAACCAACCCCUAUCGAGCAGUGGCUGCCAGCCAAGCCGAUCGAUAAGAACAUUUUCGUUGCCGUUGCAACGUACGUGGACAACAACGGAGUGAUCUAUUUGCACGACGUCGAGCGGGAACCUUUUCUGACGGCGAUGAGGAAGAUCAUCAAUGACAAGUACGGCGAUUCGCAACCGGUGAGUGGCCAUAAAUUCUUUGCCAACGGUGAACCAUGUCUGGCACGGUUCCACCUGGACAAUCAUUUCUACCGAGCAGUGGUCCGGAAGGCGAUCAGCCCCAUCCGGUACAAGGUCCAGUUUGUGGAUUACGGAAACAUUGAGGAGUGCAACUUCGAGGAACUCAGGAAGGAGGUCAUAUGUGGUAAAGUCCCAACAAUGGUCAAUCGAUAUCGGCUGUCGGAUGUAGCACCACUGGGAGACAAAGGCAUCUGGGACAUCGAGGUGCUGGACGCGAUGCAUUCGCUCAUCGUCGGCAAACAGUGCCAGGUGCGGGUCGAUACCGAUAUGGACUACUCCAACACCGAUGUGGUUCCGUGCUUCCUGAAAGUGACCGGUGAGGUGACGAUAGACGUUUCGGACUACCUGCUGCGGCAUAAGCUGGUUGCCAAGAAGCGAGAGAUUUUCGCCGAAAAAGUUGACAUCCUGUACGAUCCGCACAGCAACCUCCAGGAAGGUAGCAGUGAGGCCGCCAAGGGAAAGCCCAGCAGUCGACUGAGGAUUGCGGCCAAUUUUGGCACCGAAUCAACAAACACCAACAGCGGCAGUGAAGAGGCUGGCGUUAAACCGAAAAGCAGCGAAGCCAGCAAUCAGGACUUGGAAGACCUGCUCCAGCGGGUCGCCGCCGAGCAAGAUCCGGACGCGGAGGAAUUCGAGGACACCAGCGGUAUCGAUUUGAACAAGGUACAGUAUUUCUGUAGCUAUCAGGACAUCAAGCUGGAGAUGGAGUCCGACCCGGAGGACGGGGAGCUGUCCGAGGAGGAGCGGAAGACCGCUGAGGACGGAACCGAGAACGGUUCCAAUCUGUCGUUCAAUCCGAACGAUUUCGAUACAUCGACCCAGAUCGAUCCACCGCUGGAAAUGACCCGGCCAACCGUCAAUGGGUUCCCGCAGUUCGAGGUGGAUGAAACGAUUAGUGGCUUCUAUUGCGAGGUCACGAACCUGAUUGACCCCUUCAAUUUGUACGUGUUUCCGCUGAUGGAUGAUCACGUGAAGCGGAUGAAAGAGUUGAUGGCAAAAAUUCAAUGCUACGCUCGGAAGCAUCGCACUUGCUCCGACAUCGAGGAGAAAAUGCCUUGUCUGGCGUUGUUCAAGCAGGACAAUUUCUGGUACCGGGGACUUAUCGAAGAGUACAUUCCGAAUCGCGGCGAAGUGCGCAUCUUCUACGUAGAUUACCUGAACAAGGAAACGGUUAGUGUGCGUGAUAUCCUGAAGUGUCCGGUAAAUCUACGGAGAGUUCCCCUUCGGAACGUUCAAGUCAAGCUACACGCCCUGAAAGCCAACUCGCGACUCCGCGAGCCGGACAUAAUGCGUAAGCUAGUUGAGCUUAUCGAAGGUAAGCGCAUCUACGUCAAGGUGAUCCGCCACACGCUCAUACCCGAGGUGGAGCUCUACACCGACGCCAAGUGUACCAGUCUAAUCUACCAGCAGAUGUUGAAAGAAAAGUAUUUCCUACCGGGAAGUGAAGCGCCUUCGAAGGCGCCCACGGAUUUCUCUUCCUCCUUUUUAAAGUAGGUCGAUUAGAGCUUUUCAAUUAACCAUUCAUUUUUUCCCCUUUUCGAGUGAAAUAAGUGAUGACACACUCGAAAUUUCCCCCAAUAUAGACGUUUUCCUCUUUUUUUUAAAUGUUAAAACAAUAAUACAGUGACUGACUGGUUCAAACAAGAUCGUUAUGAGAAAUGAAAGCCUUUUUUCCAUGCUGUACCAACUAAUGCGUUACCUCGACUAUAGAAUGAGAUUUGAAAUAAAGAAGCGAAUAAAUAU
Uranotaenia lowii is the source of this 6364-nucleotide messenger RNA. RefSeq names its product tudor domain-containing protein 6 (gene qin). The record is from RefSeq and is a predicted model, not a curated record. The coding region runs from base 359 to 6115 and encodes 1918 amino acids. NCBI's taxonomy places the organism in Eukaryota, Metazoa, Arthropoda, Insecta, Diptera, Culicidae. The transcript has 8 exons. Gene Ontology annotation, molecular function: zinc ion binding.